CUUGUGUGUACACACCUUCUCCCUAAGGACCAAAUUGGCACUCCGUGUCAUUAAAAGUUGUGAAGACCGUAAUACGAAAACGUUCAGUUCACCUCCACUCGUUUGAAUGAGAAGUUUGGAUAAGACAUGACUCACACUGAGAUGGACAAAACAUCCCCUGACACGGACAUGAGCCAGAAGGAGAACCUGGUUGAGAAGGUCCUGACCCUGGGCGUGGCACUGCCUGGUGGUGUGGAGAAAACCGUUACAAUACACGGGAGCAAGCCAGUGAUGGACCUAUUUAUUAUUCUCUGUGCAAAAUACCACCUGAACCCAUCCAACCACACUGUUGAGCUAAUAUCCACCAGUGGGAACUGCAUAAAGUUCAAGCCAAAUGCACCGAUUGAAACUCUUGAAGUAAAGAAAAUGCUGAUCAAACCCAAAGGAAUGGCCAACAAGAACAGGAAGCAGAGCCCUUCAAUGCCAGAGGCUACCGUUCGCCUUGUCAUAAACUACAAAACUGCACACAAGACCGUGGUGAGGGUCAGCCCCCUGGUCCCUGUCGAGGAGCUAAUGUCUGCGAUUUGUGCAAAGUGUGAACUUGACCGAAGUACCACAGUUUUACUGAGGAACCCCUGCUCAGAAGAACCUCUGGACUUAGCACACUCCCUGAAUGACUUUGGCUUGAGAGAGGUCUAUGCUGUGGACUCAAAAGGCGUUUGCUCAGACAAAUUGCCAGCCUCACCAAGAAAUGAAGAAGAUGAAAAUGUAUUAAGAAAAGACCAAGUGCUGAAGGAGAAAGAAAACAAAGGGUUGUUCAGCAUUUUUAGAAGAAGCAAGAAGACACCAGAUCAGGUGGCCAGUGUGAGUGCCUCGGUGUCUCCAGCCUUGACCAAAGAUGGUGGCCAUGGACCCACAGGCAGCUCUGCAGGGCUCUCCAUCGCACCAAAGAAGAGACGGGCUCCCCUGCCCCCCAUGAUGGCAUCCCAGUGUUUCCCCUCCAACCUCAGCAAUCUUCACACUGACUCUCUGUCCCACGCCAAACCUGAUAAGGGUCAGGAGGACUCUGGAAUCGGUCAUGGCUCUCUGAAAGGUUUGAAGAGGAAGGCCCCUCCUCCCCCUGUGCUCCCCUGCAUAAGUACACCAGAGGAACUCAAGCAGGAUAAGAGCAUUAAAGUGGUGGCCCUGAGUAACCUGGAGGAGAUCAGUGAGCAGGAGGUGACGGUGACUGCUGCAGUCCUGGAUAUCAGUACUGCGCAUGCUGUUAAAGACAAACCAAACAGCCUCGAUUUAUCGGCUGAGGUUUCAAUGGAUUCUGGGAAAACGGAGACCGCCUCAUCACCAGCGAACACAGAGAUACAGGAUACUUCACUCAAACAGGACAUGGGGGAAGAACAACCGGAAUUGGAGCCAGAGAGCAAGGAUUGCAAUGAGGAAACACUGGAAGUUGAAGAGACCCAUACUUCUGAGUGGGAAAAUACAGUCUCUGCAGACUGUGACUCAAGUUCAGCAGAAGAAGGAACUGAAAAAACAUGUCUAUCAGGAGAAAAUGGCAAAACUCCAGCAGGCUACAGCAAUGAAAUGGCCAUUUCCAAGGAGGAGCCCCACUGUAGAGAGAGACCACUGCCUGCAGUAACUGAGGAAUCACCAGCACACACUGUGUGCCAAAAUGGAGCCGGAUCCUCUCCCUCUCCUCUGAAGGAUUCUGAGUCCUCCAGUGAGCUGGCGAGGCAGUACAUACCCAGGGCUGGGUUGACCACUUACACCAUUGUGCCUUCAAAAUGCUUGGGGAAGCUAAAGUACUUCGAGGUGGCGUUGACCCUUGAGGAUCCAGCUGUGGCUUUGAAGGAGAAUGACGCUAUAGGCUCUCCCAUGCUCUCCACCCCAGAGUCUGGUGAAGCCCAGGUCUCAGUCAGUGAAUCUUCCAAAACACAGGAGGAGGAUCUCAGUGAUGAGACUGUAAUGGUUGAAAAUGCUGUCUGUGGUGACACGGCUCCCACUCUCCCAGCCCCUGCUGAAGCACCUGAAGCAGAUGAAGAUAACAGCCAACCCUCGUCAUCUUACAAUGGGGCCUUUGAGGCAGGACCAGAGCAGGACGUCAAAGAAAGGAAAACUCCUCCAGCAACAAAGCCCAAACCACUCUCUUUCCGUUUGCCACAGCAAACGAGAACCUCUGUAGAAGAUGUAACCUCAGGAGCAAGCAAGAGCAACACUUUUGCUCUUUCUCACUGUGGUCAAGAGGAUGAGGAGGCCUCGGGGAGGGCAAGGAAAGGGGAAGCAACGGGAGCUGAGGAGGAGAACGGCAUCCCACCGGUGCCCCCCUACCCACCUCCCCCUCCUCCUCUCCCUUCUACAGGGCCGAAAGCUACAGAGACGCAGCAGGAAGAUGAGCUAAAGCCCAGAGGAAUGAGUAGUUUGGGCGAAGGCAACACAAUAUACACCACCAAUGAGCUGGUUUGGCCAGCAGAACUGAGCCUGGAGAAGCUUACAAGCUUGGCCACACCCAAACCAUACAAGACCGUAGAGCCAUCCACCUUCUCCAAGGCAGUGUUCACUGUGUCGAAGAGAUCCCAGCGCUUCGCCACACCCACUCAGCCUCCUGCUCCAAAAUGUGGGAUUGUUAGGAUGUCGGCAGAUGGGGAAAAAUAAAUGCCUGUGACUCAAGGAAUUCCCAUCGUUAAGGUGCUCUACUCAAGUCUUAUACACCCAAAGCCACUUCUACCAGGACUACCACAAUUCCUAAAAGACAAUGUAUUACUUACUGAUCUUUUACAACAAGUAAACUCAUAAACAAAUCCAUUAGCACAUUAACUUCAUUAUCCAUUAACCUCAGUGUUCAGUCCAUUGAACUUUGUUUGGCAUGUUGCUCUUUGUGAGUUCAGUCAAGGCUGCUGCUCAGGUUAAACCACCUGGCAUGAACCACCUGUAUCAUCCAGGGUUUCUCUGGUUUACUUAAUGGCUGCAACUUUCCCCACCUGGGGCCAGAUCACUCCAUGACCCAACACAAAUCCCAGGUAUUGUGUUUCCUCCUUAGCUAUGGUCCAUUUCUUUGGGUCAAUAGUCAAUCCCACAUUUCAACCCUCUCAUAGCACAUACAUGGACUGUAUGGGAGCAGCCGGUAUGUAAUGCUAAAAGGGGUUUCAAAUUCAGCCAUACAGUUGUAACUGGCUCUCUGUCCUGUUUGAGAUGUGCAUUUCCUGUCACAGGCCUUGACACAGAUCAGUAGUCUUAGAGUUCUUAAUUGGACAUUAUGCCCUGCCUCCCCACAGCCAUAGCAAAUAAUUAGACCCCUUUCAUUUCAAUACAUUUAUUCUCAAUCAAUGUUUUUUAUUGAGUAAUUAAGAUCUCUUUUUUUCUGAAAACCAUAGGUGUCAAAAUUAUUGGCACCCCUAACAAUUAUUGUAAAUAAAAUCAUUACAUUACA
Messenger RNA from Conger conger (European conger), 3403 nucleotides. RefSeq names its product cordon-bleu protein-like 1. Lineage: Eukaryota; Metazoa; Chordata; Actinopteri; Anguilliformes; Congridae. The transcript has 12 exons. Gene Ontology annotation, molecular function: actin monomer binding. Bases 127 to 2628 code for a protein of 833 amino acids. The record is from RefSeq and is a predicted model, not a curated record.